Molecule: messenger RNA, 2366 nt
Organism: Cotesia congregata
Lineage: Eukaryota; Metazoa; Arthropoda; Insecta; Hymenoptera; Braconidae
Source: the annotation of a GenBank genome assembly
UAGGAAAAAAAAUUACCAGAAUGUAUGUUUUCUUGAUAUUAACUACCUGGUCACUGCUGGUAGGAGCAGUUGAUAUCACAUCAAAAAACUUAUCGUUAACGCUUAAUCCUGAAGUUAUUCCAGCCGAAUAUGUUCAAUCGUAUGUAAAAACAGUAAAUUCAUCAAUCGAAUAUGUUUUCCUUUAUCCUGAAAUUGAUAACAAUAGUACAGCAAGGAUAAAUGUUCAAAGUAAUGCAACUUCUGAAAAACCAUUGCUAGUUGUUGUGAAACAAAAAAAAGGCAUAUUAUCGUGGCAAAUACCACUAUUUAUUGAGAGUAAAAAUACUAAUACACAAUGGUACAAUAAAACUAGUCGAACAUUGUGUUCAUUAAAAUAUUAUAAACAACUAAACCAAAUUAAAUUGGAUAACAGUAAUGUCAUAGUCAGUAUUUUUACUAGUAGUGAAUUACCAGUGUUUUUUAAUCUCACUGUUGUUCUGGAAAAUGACUUUUAUCUAGGAUUGGGGGAGACUCGAGAAAUUACCAUUUCUCCAUCUGAACCCCGAUAUUAUGGAUAUAGUUUCUCUAAUCAAGUGGAAAGUGGAUCUGUUUUAAUGAAAAUAGAAUCAGAUUCUGAUACAUGUAUGACUGUUGCGAUACAAAAUACAACGUGUCCAGUUUUUGAUUUAGAAAGAAAUAUUCAAUUUUCUCGAUACUGGCAAACUGUAUCCCAAUUAGGAGGUAUAACAAUCCCUAAAGAAAUUUACCCGAGUGGAUUUUUUGUGGUGCUUGUUUUAAAAGGAGAUGAUACAGACUGUACUGAUCAAACAGGGUCCGUGUUGCGAUCUAAAAUAGUAAAAUUAUCAAUAACACCUAACAUAACGAAAAGAGAAGGUAUAAAAUCAGCAUUGAUUGCUUUUAUUAUUGGUAUCGCUUUUUUCAGUUUUUAUAUAAUUGGCGUUAUAACGCACAAUGUUCGUCUUCGUCGGAGAUUACGUCAACAGCUGACGGAUGAGUUAGAAACUCCCUCACGACCAGAAGAACUUCUUACUCCAGAAAUAGAAGAAGCUGGUCCGCGUUAUGAUGAUACUCUUAACGACGAUUCGUCGUUAGAUGAAGAUGAUAUAGAUAUGUUAGAUGAUGCUUUUUCAGACAAAGAAAUAAUUCGCACAAGAAAAGUGUUAGCUGUUUCUGAUUUAGCUCGAAAAGAUCCUAAAAUUCUUCGACAUAAAUCACGACUUUAUUUGUACUAUUUGGGUACAAUAGCAGUAUUUUAUGCAUUACCUGUCGUACAGUUGGUUGCGACUUAUCAAAAUGUUUUGCAUGUGACGGGCAAUCAAGAUCUUUGUUACUAUAACUUCUUAUGUUCACAUCCAUUUUUUUGGUUUUCCGAUUUUAAUCAUGUUUUUUCAAAUUUUGCAUAUAUCUUAUUGGGUUUAUUGUUUAUUAUUUUGACAUAUGUAAGAGAGCAGAACGAUCGCGAGUAUGAAGAAAAGAAAAAAAGUUAUGGUAUUCCUCAACACUAUGGAUUAUUUUAUGCCAUGGGUACAGCUCUGAUGAUGGAAGGAUUACUAUCAGCUUGUUAUCACGUUUGCCCAAAUCACAGUAAUUUUCAAUUUGAUACAAGUUUUAUGUAUAUCAUUUCUGUACUAUGUAUGGUAAAAAUUUAUCAAACUCGUCAUCCUGAUAUAAAUGCUCGUGCUACAGUAACUUUUGCAGUACUUGCUCUGAUGAUUUUUUUGGGAACUGUUGGGGUUUUAAACGACACGGAUUAUUUCUGGAUUGUUUUUACUCUUUUACAUUUAAUCGUAUGUCUUUCAUUGACUGCCCAAAUUUAUUAUAUGGGUAGAUGGAGAUUGGAUAAAGGUUUAGUUCGACGAGUGAUAAUGACUUUUAGACACGAUGCUCGAGCUGGUGUGAUUCAUCUUUUGCGUCCUAUGUAUGGCGGACGACUGUUAUUACUUGUAAUUGCAAAUUUAUGUAAUGUUGCAAUAGCUGUUCUGGGUAAUAUGCAUCAUGAAAAAGAUUUUGCGACUUUUUUAUUAGCCGUACUCAUGCUUAAUUUACUACUAUACACAUUUUUUUACAUUGUUAUGAAACUGUGUUAUCGAGAAAGAAUUCUACUUCAACCACUAUGUUACAUUAUUUUGUCAUUUAUUACAUGGGGAUUUGCUCUAUAUUUUUUCAUUAACAAAUCAGUCUCUUGGUCAUUAUUACCCGCACAAUCACGACGUUAUAAUAUGCCGUGUAAACUAUUAAAUUUCUUUGAUUUUCAUGACAUAUGGCAUUUUCUUUCUGCUCUUGCAAUGUUCUUUUCAUUUAUGGUGUUACUGACACUUGAUGAUGAUUUAGAAGAUACCCAUAGAAGCCAAAUACCUAUUUUUUGA